Messenger RNA from Bacidia gigantensis, 2274 nucleotides. RefSeq lists its product as uncharacterized. The record is from RefSeq and is a predicted model, not a curated record. Gene Ontology annotation, molecular function: protein binding. The transcript has a single exon. NCBI's taxonomy places the organism in Eukaryota, Fungi, Ascomycota, Lecanoromycetes, Lecanorales, Ramalinaceae. Bases 1 to 2274 code for a protein of 757 amino acids.
AUGGACUACCAGUGUGCCAUCUUCCACCCGCCAUUUCCGAGAUCUCUGGAGGACGUUCUAUCGCCCUUUUACAGAAGCGUGACGGAUGCUGGUGACAUGCAAGCUCGACAUGAAAGACCCAGAGCGUGUCAAUGUUGUGGCCAUUCCAACGUAACCACGCCUUCGCUUGAUGAGCUGAGCCAUGAGAACCUCGGUCGCUUUGCAUCCCUGCCUGUAGAGUUGGUCGAUGAGAUACUGACCUACCUCUCCAUCCCCGCACUAGACGCAGCACGUCUCACCUCUUUCGCAUGGUGGAGGAGAAUCAUGAGCAGUCCCACAGUUGUGGCAUCCGCACUUGGGCGAAAUAGUCGAGUGCACCUUCGCGACCUUGCGAUAGCUUUCGAAGAAUCAGCCAGCUUGACGCAAGUAUAUCAGCAUCCUGACUCUUGGCGCUCCCGGUUCCGGAUACACGAUAUCUCUGUACGGCUACCUCGAAUGGAGCAUGAACACUCUCGCUCCAACCUGGAUGCAGUGCAGUUGUCAGGAGAAGGAAAUUUCCUUGUCAUGCGUAUCCCUGUAGUUCACCAAACCCGACUCAUGAACUCCUUCCGGGAAUCAAGUACCCUGCUUUUCUACCGAUUCGAGGUGGAUAAUACACCGGUCUACAUCGGCUAUGCCAGCCACCUGAAAGUCAAUGGGCCGCUUAUCAUAUCGACUGUUGCAGAGAUCGAGCGUCAAUCAGGCUGGACCGUUGAGAUCGAGGUCGACUCACACGUACAGAAAUAUGCCAUUACCAGACGUAACGGCUGGUCCAAUGGUGAAAGCCCGUAUAUCCUGAGGGAUGUGACUGAUCCAACCCAUCAUCCAAAGGAUUUCUUUUGCGUUGCAGUCCAGAGAAAGCCUACCAAGAUAGAGGGAAACGCUCUCCUUCCGAGUGAUUGGCAAUUAUUAUCCCGCAUACCUUCCAACGAAAAAGCAGUUGAUGACGACGUCGUUUCCAGUACACCCUUGUUCUCUCCAAUUGGUAAUAGCAGCAGUGGUGACUCCGAGUCGCGACCCAGCGAGGGCAACCUGAGGAGACAUCUUUUGGAGGCCGAUCUUUCCUACAUGGUCGCCAGGAGCGCGGCCGAGGAGCUAUACGUUGUAUCUGCACCCUACGAACAUUCAAACCAACAUGAAAGCAUAGCAGCCGCAGGCAGCAGCGGUACAGUGAUUACUCUUGCGCAACUAAUCAACCCGAUCAGUAACAGCAUCUUCCGUAAUGUCGCCAUCUCCCCUUACUCUGUGGUCGACAUCAAAAUCAAACCUGUCAUCCGUAUCGCGGUCCUCUGGCAGCAUACUCCCUUGACCUUAGCAUCCCGCUCCGAGCUCUACCUCUACGAAGUUCCUACCUCUCUCUUUGCCCACGCACCUUCAUCCUCCUCCCCCAGUCCUCCAUACCCCACGCUCAUUUAUGGAAUACGCAUCCACUCUCUCCCCGUUACCCUCGGCGGCAUCCACCCUUCUUCAACCAUCCAGCCCCUGCCGAAUCCCUAUCCACCAUACAACCCUCUCCCUCUGGAUAUCAAGCUUCGCAACCGCACUCUCUCGUACGCGAAAAGUGCCGGGGGGCUACGAUUCCCCUCCCGGCCUUCAAAGUCCGAACGCUGGAACCGGCUUUCGUAUGAACUCUAUGCUUGGGGCCCCGUCUCUGCCACGAAGACGAUGGUGAAGGUCUUUGAUUUCGGGUUCGCGGAUCCUGGGCGCUUGAAGGCUUCGAGAAAGUCUAAGAUUUGGGGAGAAGAGGGAGCUGGUAGUGGCAGUGUUCGCGGUGGUGGGGCUGACGGAAAGGUAGGAUGGUGGAAUAGUGCCCCUGGUGGGGAGUAUGGGCGCGAUGGAGGAAGAGGUGCAGGAUGUGCGUGUAGUUUGCAUGACGAGUACUGGGAUGUCGAGGCGCCGGAUGUCAGUGUGCCAUAUCUACCCGAUUUCUACGAGGCGUUGAGGAGGGAGAGGGCUAUUAGCCGGGGCAAAACCUCGUGGUGGCCUGGCAAGUGGCCAUUUGCGGUCGCGAUGGGAAUUAGGUUGAUGGAGAGAGUAAGGCCGAAUGUGGGACGCGUGGAGAGAAAGGAGAGUGUGGAGCAGAAGGAGGGGAGGGAAAGGAAAGACAUGUUCCUCAGGCGGAGGAUAGUGGCGAUGCAGAAGGCGGGAAUGGGUGAAGAAGGGAUCAAACAUGAGUGGCAGUGGUCGCUUACUCCAAGGCCGAGGGGUUGGGAGAGGGACUGGGAAGGCUGGGCUAGAGACGAGGGAUUGGAGUAA